Molecule: messenger RNA, 2768 nt
Organism: Meleagris gallopavo (turkey)
Lineage: Eukaryota; Metazoa; Chordata; Aves; Galliformes; Phasianidae
Gene: DNAI4
Product: dynein axonemal intermediate chain 4
Biological process (GO): cilium movement
Cellular component (GO): axonemal dynein complex
Molecular function (GO): dynein heavy chain binding; dynein light chain binding
Source: RefSeq, a predicted model, not a curated record
UUGCAGCUCUCAGGUAAUACCAGUCUAUUUCAGGCAAGUUAACAAUGCGGCCCUCUACAUCCCAUUUUCAACCCCUAGAGCGACCUACCCAAGAUUGUAAAUCAGAUUUAUUAUUAUUAUGGGUAGAUCCAGGUGUGCAGACCGUUCCGAAAAGAUUUUUGUAGCAGACUGGGAAAGCCCCGAGCACAACAAAUGCAAGAAAAUCAAUUUACUUCUUGUUUUUCUAAACCUACAGACCAUUCGUACAGUGUUUGUAAACUCUGAUUACAAUACAUCUGUAUUUUAAAUUUAAGGAUUAUCCUUUCCAAUCCGUUUUCUGUUGUACAAUGAAAUCCUACAUCAGAGCAAAGAAAAACAAUAAAUGGAACAUUUAGCGUUGUCCUCAAGUGCCUACGGUGAAGGACUAAGAGCUGGUGCACACACAGAAACACAGUUCUUUGCAAACCAGCACUUCACUGUCUCCCUUCUCAGGAGCUCAGUGGCUUAAAGGGUUUCACGUUACAACAGAGCAGAAUCAGUUCUUUGGCAACACGGAAAAACAACAUGAAAAUUGUGUUUCAUAGUUUAUCUAAAGCAAUUAAGUUGUAUCUUCAGCUAAAUUACUGUAAUUAGCAAGGCACUUGCCUUCCAAUUGCAAGACAGAAAAUGAUUGGAGGAACUUUCCAAAAUGCCACUGUACUCCUAUCAUUGAAUCUUAAGAGAACUUAAUUUUUAGUUAGCUGGUUUGGAAUGGGCUCAUCUAACUCACUUUACAGUGCCAUAUUGCUGCAUAGUCCUCAUUUCCCCCCCUAAUUUUAUCAGUUGCAGCAAGAAAUAAUAAACUGAAUCAUUCAGAACGUAGCCUCCAAUUUCUGCUUAGAGGCACCCACUCUGGCCACCAGCACUACCAGCAGUUUUCCAGCACUACCUAGCAGUUCAGUAUCCCACAUUCAGAAGACCAACAUAAAUUAAGAAACUAACUAAAAAAUGUUCCUGUGUUUCUCUACUGGUCAGUGGCCAGAGCGUAUUUUCCAAUGUGAGCAUGGUGUUACUGCACUGGAUUUUUCUAUGGCAACCCCAAACCUUCUAGCAGUUGGGAUGUACAAUGGUAUCAUCGUGGUCUACAACGUACAGAAUUCUGACUCCACUACAGAAUUCCACAGUGGGGAAUGUUCAGCUAAACAUACAGGUCCUGUAUGGCAACUGAAGUGGGUGGAGUGGGACGUAGGCACAACAGAAGGUAACAAGAGGGAGAGAUUGAUCUCCAUCUCGGCAGAUGGCCGCAUAACCCAGUGGCUUAUACAGGAGGGACUAGGUUGCAUUGAUCUGAUGAAAAUAAAGCGAACAAGAAGCAAGAAGAAAAAAUUACCAGCUGAGAAAGAAAGGAAAAGCGAAGCUCUGAUAUCCCAGUGGGCAGCUGGGAUGUGCUUCGACUUCCAUCCGAAGGACACUAAUCUUUAUCUGGCUGGAACAGAAGAGGGUCUUAUUCACAAGUGCUCCCGUUUAUGCAAUAAGCAGUUUCUAAAGACAUACAGAGGACAUAAGGGCCCUGUGUACAGAGUCGCUUGGAAUCCAUUCACCACUGACAUGUUCCUGAGCUGCUCUGUGGACUGGAGUGUUAUUUUAUGGCACCAGGACUCGCAGACACCCAUUUUAACUUUCAGUUCCACCACUACUGUUGUUCAUGACAUUAUGUGGUCUCCGAAAUCAGCCUUCAUAUUUGCAGCAGCUAGUGAAAGCAAAGUAGAAAUCUGGGACCUUAGCAUCAGCAUCUUGGAUCCUGUGAUCACUCGCUUUGCCGACCCAGGAGCAAAAUUCACAUCUGUACUCUUUGCUAAGAACACCGACUGCCUUCUGGUGGGAGACAGCAGAGGAGAAGUCGGUGUGUUUGAGCUGCAGGACCUGGCUGCCUCCAGCAGCACCGAGGUUGAUGCCUUGAAUGAUGUAAUCGGUCCCGCUCUAUUUCCAGUAGCUAAAUGAUUGCACUUCUCACCUGGUAAACAGUAGGAAAGAUUUUUCUAGCAUUAUCACGAACUGUUUAGUGCUUUUAAUUCAUUAACUUUUAGAUUUGAAUCUGUACUGGUUAGAGAUACCUUUGAAAUGCUUGAAAUCUUCCAUAGGAAGUCCCCCUUGUUGGAUGAUCAGCCUCUUGUACCAGUGCACAGAUGAGGUCAUAGAAAGGCCCCAUUAAAGGCUUUUCUCCUUGGGUUACUCAAAAAAACAGAAAUGCCUCAAAUCACCUCCUGUAUUGGCUACUUCAUCAGGAACCAGAACGUGCCCUAAAUCCAUCUUAAGUCCUGGAAUAUGGCUGUUUGCCAACCACAUCUCCCCUUGUAAAAUUACACAGAAAUGAAUGGACUUCUCAUCAGGUCCUUCUUGUCCGCCCUUCCCUAAACUACGACCGAGUUUGAAAGCUGAGCUUUGCCAGCAUCGAGUGCCCCUGCAACCAGCAGACUGCCCCAGCCAGGAAGAAUUAGAGACCAGCUUUUUCAACCUGACAAAUUUGAACAACGUCACAAUUUAAAUGGACUUCUGCAGCUUUAGAAGGCAGAUCUCUGCUUCUAGAGACCUCUCCACUGAAAGACAUGGGUAGGCUGAGGACAUAACCUGCAGUUACAGCCACAGAAGAGGUCCCCCAUCAUAGGAGCUCUGUGCAGUGCUCUGUCUGUCAGCAGGUGCAGGCAAUAGCUGCUCCUGGAAGAACUAUGUAGCUAGAUGUAUAUUUUACAUGCACAGAACAUCCAGAGUUUCUCAUUAGCCUCACAAUAAAUGCCCAACGUUUAAACACA